Molecule: messenger RNA, 1578 nt
Organism: Vicia villosa (hairy vetch)
Lineage: Eukaryota; Viridiplantae; Streptophyta; Magnoliopsida; Fabales; Fabaceae
Product: glycerophosphodiester phosphodiesterase GDPD6
Exons: 8
Coding region: 244-1425 (393 amino acids)
Biological process (GO): lipid metabolic process
Cellular component (GO): vacuole
Molecular function (GO): glycerophosphodiester phosphodiesterase activity
Source: RefSeq, a predicted model, not a curated record
CAUGAUGAUCUAACCAUAGAAAUAAGGUAAUUUAGGUUCGCAUACAUAUGCGCAGAAUAUUCCUUCGUGGACCCUAUUUCAACGGCAACGAACGAACGAUCCACAAAUAUCAAUUUACCAUUUUCAACUCAUUUAUUAUUAUCAUUAUCCUCACAAAGACUCAUUUUAUUGGACUAUUACAAACAAACAAACAAAAUGAACUGAGUGAGGAGGAACAAAAACAAACCCAUCAUCGACACCUCAAUGGCAUUGCCUUCACCAUCCAGUUUUGCCCCUUUUGUGUUUCUAUUGCUCGUCAUUGGGAGCGCGUCGGCAAGGCCUCUGUAUCCACUUCCUGGCAAAGGUAAUGAUGGAACUAGACAGCCUCUUCAAACUUUUCGCCCAUAUAAUAUUGCCCACAGGGGUUCAAACGGAGAACUUCCCGAAGAAACUCAUCAGGCUUACAUGAGAGCUAUUGAGGAAGGUGCGGACUUCAUUGAAACUGAUAUCUUAUCUUCCAAAGAUGGUGUUCUUGUAUGCUUCCAUGAUGUUACCCUUGAUGAUACUACUAACGUAGCAAAUUACAAAGAGUUUGCUGGUCGUAAAAGAACAUAUGAAGUUCAAGGGGUCAAUACCACUGGAUAUUUUAUUGUGGAUUUCACAUUAAAGGAACUAAAGUCAUUGAGGGUGAAUCAGAGGUUUAGCUUUAGGGAUCAACAAUUUAACGGAAAAUUUCAAAUAAUCACUUUUGAAGAGUUCAUUACCAUAGCAUUGGACGCACCCAGAGUUGUUGGAAUAUAUCCUGAAAUAAAAAAUCCAGUACUCAUCAAUCAGCAUGUGAAAUGGUCGGAUGGAAAAAAGUUUGAGGACAAAUUUGUGGAAACACUUCACAAAUUUGGAUACAAGGGUUCAUACCUGUCAAAAAAUUGGUUGGAACAACCUGUAUUUAUUCAGUCCUUUGCUCCAACUUCACUUGUGUAUAUAUCAAAUCAAACAGACUUGCCCAAGUUGUUUUUAAUCGAUGAUGUUGAUAUUCCAACACAAGACACCAAUCAGUCAUAUUGGGAAAUUACAUCUGAUACAUACCUAGACUACAUAAAGCAAUAUGUUGUGGGAAUCGGACCUUGGAAGGAUACGAUAGUUCCUGUGAUGAAUAAUUAUGCGAUGACUCCUUCCGAUCUUGUUUCCAGGGCACAUGCUCGUAAUCUGCAGGUGCAUCCAUACACUUAUAGAAAUGAGAACAAGUAUUUGCAUUUCAACUUUAGUCAAGAUCCGUACAAGGAAUACGAUUACUGGAUCAACAAUAUAGGAGUUGAUGGUCUGUUUACAGAUUUCACUGGUAGUCUUCAUAAUUUUCAGGAAUGGACUGCUCCUAAUCAUCAGGAUAGCAAUACUGCAUCCAAGCUCUUACAUGAAAUUGCUUUGUUGACAUCCCCUUAUGAAUGAUUUUUAGAUGUCAGAUAUUAUGUAAAAAGUAUGUGUGUUCAGUGCUUGGAUUGACUUAUUUUAUGCUCAAAAGCUUAUUUCAACAUGUUCAAGAGGGCAUUUGAUUGAAAAGACAUAUUUUUUCCAAAAAAAAACUACUUGACUGUUUGAUAA